AUGCAUGAUAUUUUCGUUACCUCGGGAUCCUCUCGAAGGCUGCCCACUUUGUUUUCGGGCUAUGGUAGGAAUCUGGAGGGGAAUGUGGCUGUAUGCCCUAAGUGAGAAUCCUAUUAAAAUCGGGAAAAAUGAGCUUUGAUUCAUGAUAAGCCCACGGCUCGCUUAGAUAGCGGUAAAUAGUGCAUAGUCGUAUUCAAUAAUGUACCCUACCGUCAGUCGCGAAAAGUAUCUGUAUAGUCUUCGCACGGAGAAUUUACGUUCAUUUACUGUGGGCUGGUUAACGAGUAAUGUGGCGUUGCGGAAUAGCGUGAUUCCCGUCGGGAAUCACCAAAAAUUGAGGACAUUAAAUAUUAUCUCAACAUUUUUAUUCAAUAGAUUAUAUCUGUUUCCUCUAUCCGUCUCGAAUUUUUACAGUUCCAUUCCAUCGUGCACGAGACUUGGACCAUCCGACGCUUUAAUUGGCAAUGAGUGGAUUUUCGUAUAUUUUACUCACGUAUUAAGUUCUUGGGCACGUAAACAAUUAGACUGUUGCCUUUAGUUUUAUGGGUGGGGUUUAUGACCUGUCUAAGUCCAGCCUUGUUUUUUUGUAGAAAAGUAAUUUUUUAUACUGCGAAGCAGUAAUUUCCAUUCUUGCGGCAUCUCCCCAAUUAGUGCCUAAGAUGCCUGUUGACUUAUACAACCUUUGCUUUUUUAUGAUCACAUCCGCAUGUGUGUGGCUUCGUCUUUUUAUGCAUAAUUGUAUGCUGGAUUAGCUCAAGAAGCGACUAGGUCUUAGCUUGCUGGAACUCAGAAAACUAUAUCAAGUUGAAACUAAGAACGGAAAGGGCUUUUCGUGGCCUUAAAAAUGGCUUAGGUGGAAGUAGAUGAAGAAAGCUAGUGUCCUUUUAAAAAUGUAAUUAAAUAAUUUUCUAAAAUUUAUUGGAUCACGUUAAACUUUAGGUAAAUCCACUGUGCUAGUAUAACUAUUUUUCAUGGUAUUCUAUUCAAGAAAUUAGUGAAUAAUCUGCGGUUUUUUUGUAGAUGAAAAAUCUGGUUAACGUGAUUCGUAUCCUAAUUCAAAAAUCGACCAAAGUUUUCUUCUUUAUGUCCUUGGAUUCCUAGUGUAGAUCCCUGUGUUACAUUUCGACUGGAAAGUCAUUGGUUUCCUCCCUUCAAUGGCAUUGUGGCCUUUAAAGUUUAUCUAUUCGUCUUGUUUAAUUUUUCAAAUUAGUUUGAUGAGAAUUGUAUUUAUUGUCAGCAAGUAACACUAAUUGCAUAUAAGAAUUUAUUUUCAUUCAAGAGAAGUAAAAUUUUCCUGUAAGUAUCAAGAUUAAUAAAUUGUUGAAAUUUACCUGAGAAGAAAUAAUUAAUGUUAUGCAACAGACACGGAGUCUUUUCAACCUGGUAUAGGAAGCAAAUCGAAGCCAUGCACCAAGUUUUUCAGGUUCUAAUCUUAACUUAUUUAAUGAAUUCAACAGAGCCUCAAUGUAACUUUACUUUUCUGUACCGAAAUAGGAAAAAUGUUAUUAGAUAUUUUUCAAUCAAUUUAAUAUUUACAGAGCUAAUGGAUUCAACGUCAAAGUUGUGAUACAGGUACUUUUGCACUAAUGAAUGUAAACAAGAUUAGAUUGAGUUAGUGGUUGACUGAGGAGUGGACUCUUUGGAUAUUAAAGCUUUCCGAGCAAAUAUCUAACUGAAAAGACUGUAACACUGGGUUUGACAAUUCUUGCAAUAACCUUAUUUGCAUUUGGGUUAUUCAUAUAUUUUAUAUCCCUUUAUGAAUUUUAGUCUCUGAUAUCCACAUUCUCUUUUCUGAUCAAUCCGUUUUAACUUUUACUGGUGAGUGGCAGCUGAUGAUGUCUUUUACCAGCCACCAUGAUGCAUUUCUAAACAGCUUAUUUGAUCAUUUUUCAAGCAUACAUGAAGUGAAUUUUUUUUGUCGUUCUGUUGACAUGUUCUUCUCUAUGAAUUUUCUUGUGGCUCUUUGUGUUUAUAUCACUACUCAUUUAUUUUAUUUUUAUCCUUUUGUAUUUUCUGUCUCAGUUGUUGUCAGUAAUUAUAAAUUAUUUUUGAUCUGAUAAUUUACCUUUUCUUGUUCACAGACUUUUUGUUCUCGUACGUUUGUCUUUUUUCUUGUUAUUAUUGUGUCAAGGUUCAGAAACAUGAAACAUUAGUGCUAGAUUCCUUACACCUACGUGGAUUAUUCCUUCACUUCAGGGAGCUAGAUUCUCUAUGUUGAAUACGGUGUUAAUUAAUGCGUGGUCAAUGUUUAAUAUUCAUUCAUGGUUUCGUCGUUUCUUCAGAAUACCAGAGCUCACGGCAUGGAGAAUAAUCCUUUUGUCCUAAUGUCGAUAGCUUAACGUCUUACAAAGACAGAUCUGAAAUGUUCUUCGUGUUUUUGGCGUUUCUUAUUUUGUGAUAUCUCAUUCAGUUUUUAUAUUAUGAGUAUUUCUUGGGAUUCUUGGUGGUUGACUUCGUUUGUUUUCUAUCAUAUAAUUACCACGGAGAAUCCCUUGUCUCGAUCAUAUUCUCAGCAUUAAAUCCAGUAAAAAUGGAAAUAUCAAGAAUGAUCUGUCAACCGCAGUGUUGAUCUGCCCAAUAAAAGCAUUAUUCCAUUUACAAACAUAGAUUUUCUUAUGUUUAGUUUUAUGAUCCUGGGGGACAACAACAACAACGACGGCCCCGUACAUUUACCUAUUAUUUUCUUCUUGAUUUGAUCCUCAGAUUCAUCGUAUUAUUCCAUUUCUCUGCAUUAUUUCUCAUGUUGUUCUUGCGGGGUUGACUGCAGCACCUCCGGCUGCCCCUUUGGGGAGGGUUGUCACUUCCUCCACUAUGUCCCUGGGGGCAUCAACGCCGUGAGCCAUAUGAGCAACCUGGGCAACCCCACUGUAAGGAGCCCCAUGGCAGCACUGUCGCACAGCGACGGCCCGCUACCGCCACCUGCCGUGAAGACCCGGAUGUGCAACAAGUACGGCACCACUGAAGGCUGCAAAUUUGGCGACAAGUGCCACUUUGCCCAUGGUGAGAGGGAGCUCGGCAUGCCCAUUUUGCCCACGCACGGCCUGGCGGGCAGCCGGUCGGGUGGUGGCGGGUGGCCCGACCCAACGCCUCCGACUGGGCAUGGUGUAGCGGCAAGCUUCGGGGCCUCCGCCACCGCCAAGAUCAGCGUGGACGCCUCCCUUGCCGGAGCAAUCAUCGGCAAGGGCGGGGUGAACACCAAGCAGAUCUGCCGGAUUACGGGGGCCAAGUUGGCCAUUCGAGAGCACGAGGCGGAUUCUACUCUGCGGAACAUCGAGCUCGAGGGGACCUUCGACCAGAUCAAGCAGGCCAGCGCGAUGGUGCGGGAGCUGAUCCUCAAUCUCACUGCCGGCACGCCGCUGCCGUCGGCAAAGGCCCAUGCUGCUGCUGCCGCCACCGGCCUGCAUUCUGCUUCCAGCAACUACAAGACGAAGAUGUGCGAGAAUUUCGGCAAGGGGUCCUGCACAUUCGGCGCCCGCUGCCAUUUUGCCCAUGGAGCUGCCGACCUCCGGAAGCCCCCCAUCUGA
Molecule: messenger RNA, 3524 nt
Organism: Spirodela intermedia
Lineage: Eukaryota; Viridiplantae; Streptophyta; Magnoliopsida; Alismatales; Araceae
Source: the annotation of a GenBank genome assembly